AUGGCCAGUUUCACAGAGAAACAAAUACCAAUGUUUGAGGAAAAAGGUGGCGACUCUGCCACUGAGUGUCAAGAUGACCAACAAACCACUGGCGUUGUCAUUGACAACACCGAUCAGCUGAAACGACACCUAGGUAACCGUCAGAUUCAAUUGAUCGCUAUCGGUGGCUCCAUUGGUACAGCGACCUUUGUGAGUAUCACGUCCGGUCUUGUCAAGGGUGGUCCCGGCAGCUUGUUCCUGGCAUACACCAUCUAUUCCUGCAUGAUGGGUCUGGUCAACAACUCCAUGGCCGAAAUGGCUGUCUAUAUGCCCGUCAGUGGUGCUUUCAUUCGCAUGGCUGGCCACUGGGUCGAUGAAGCCUUUGGUUUCUGGGCCGGCUGGAACUUCUUUAUUUACGAGGCACUCCUCAUUCCAUUCGAGAUCUCGGCACUGAACCUCGUCUUGACAUUCUGGCGGGAUGAUAUCCCCGUCGAGGCAGUGGUAGCUGCCUGUAUCGUCAUCUACUUUGUCCUUAACGCAUUUACGGUCAAGUGGUAUGGUGAAGCUGAGUUUUGGCUUGCAACUGGAAAAGUGCUGCUGAUUCUCAUUGUCUUCCUCUUCACAUUUAUUACCAUGGUCGGUGGCAACCCUAAGCACGAUGCUUACGGAUUCCGCUACUGGAACAACCCCGGUUCCUUUGCCGAAUAUAUCUCAACAGGUCCUUUGGGUCGCUUCGAAGGCUUCCUAGGAGCUGUUUGGAGUGCCUCGUUCACCAUCGUCGGUCCAGAAUACAUGUCGAUGGUGGCAGGAGAAACGAAACUGCCUCGACGCUACCUCAAGACAGCAUUCAAGACGACUUAUGUUCGCUUUGCCUUCUUCUUUAUUGGCAGUGCCUUAUGCGUGGGAAUCGUCAUUCCAUACAACGACACAACACUGUUGGAUAUUCUCAGCGGGUCUUCAGGUGGCUCGGGAACGGCUGCCGCAUCUCCAUAUGUCAUCGCCAUGAACCAUCUGGGCAUUACCGUGUUGCCCCACAUCACGAAUGCUCUCUUAGUGACCAGUAUCUUCUCCGCUGGAAAUGCCUACACAUACUACGGCACCCGCAGUCUCUACGGCCUGUCUCUACAAGGCCAGGCACCCAAAGUCCUUCGCCGAUGCACGAAAGCCGGUGUGCCUAUCUAUUGCCUCUGCAUUGUCAUUAUAUUCCCCUUCCUUGCCUUCCUGAACGUUUCCAGUGGAUCCGCCCAGGUUCUCACUUGGCUCACCAACAUUAUCACCGCCGCCCAAGUCAUCGAUUACAUUAUCAUUUGCGUGACCUAUCUGUUCUUCUAUCGUGCCCUCCGUGCGCAAGGCGUUGACCGGCGUACUCUGCCAUACUAUGGCUACUUCCAGCCAUACUCCGCUUGGAUUGGCCUGAUUUGGAUGACUUGUGUCGUAUGCUGCUACGGCUAUUCUACUUUCCUUCCAGGAAAGUUCACCGUGGGUGAUUUCUUCACUUAUUAUACCAUGGUCCUUGCCGCUCCGGUUCUUUUCUUCGGAUGGAAGAUCAUCAAGCGCACCAAGUUCAUCAAGGCGCACGAAGCUGAUCUGAUCUGGGACCGACCGGUCAUUGAUGCGUAUGAGGCGACCUUCACCGAGUAUUCACCAGGCUUCUGGACGGAGAUUCUGCAGAUGUUUGGACUUCGGAGGAAGAAGAAGAUUAUGCAGGAAGCCUGA
Molecule: messenger RNA, 1695 nt
Organism: Penicillium cataractarum
Lineage: Eukaryota; Fungi; Ascomycota; Eurotiomycetes; Eurotiales; Aspergillaceae
Exons: 2
Coding region: 1-1695 (564 amino acids)
Biological process (GO): amino acid transmembrane transport
Cellular component (GO): membrane
Molecular function (GO): amino acid transmembrane transporter activity
Source: RefSeq, a predicted model, not a curated record